ACUCAACUCUCCCGAGUUUUGAUGUGUACGAAAACACGGCGAAGCGGAUUGAGACACAUUUUAUUCUACAAGUCGUUCUAAAAAGUUUCAAACUUUGUUGUUUAUCAAUUAAACUCGAACUUUUUGUCUGUUUUAUAAGUGAUAGUGGCUGUUUUUUGUGCUUGGAUGGACUUACAGUGAACUUUUAAUAACUUUUGUGUUUAUGUUUUUAUUCUAAACAGUUUUAAUUUAAAAAGUUGAGACUAUGCGUCACCGCAGAUUCUGGGUCUACAAUAAUAAUAGGUUCAGGAUCGUGGCAAAAUGAGGCGGCAGAAGUAAAACCAUUUACAAAAUCCCAAAAUGACUUCUAGUGCCUUUUCGUGCCUUUCUAAAUUCAACCUAAACCUCUUACCUUUUAUUUUGAUAUAUUUCAUCAAAUUAGGCCAUGGAUGGUUGCCAAAUACCAGCACAAAACUAAUAAAUUCUGCCAAUAAAUUAUCUAGUAUAACAUUUAGGGGUAAUACAACCUCAUUAGAUCAUUUUACUGUCUUGUAUCAAGACGAAAAUUCCAUAUUGCUUGGAGGAAGAAACCAAAUUUACAAUUUAUCGGUGUUCGAUUUUAACGAACGUAGGGAUUCAACAAUAUUUUGGCCUUCCUCAGAAGCGCACAGCCAACUUUGUAACCUCAAAGGAAAAUUUGAAGAUGAUUGCCAAAAUUACAUAAGAAUACUGUUUCCUACAGCCCCCGGAAAAUAUCUUAUUUGUGGCACCAAUUCGUACAAGCCCAUCUGUAGGAUACUACAAGAAAAGAAUGGACAAAUUAUCAUCGAAAAAGAAAUGGAAGGAAUAGGUUUAUGUCCUUACGAUCCGGACCAUAAUAGUACCUCGAUAUAUAGCAAUGGUCACCUGUUUUCAGCUACUGUAGCUGACUUUUCAGGAACAGAUCCACUGAUAUACAGGGAACCUCUACGCACAGAACUUUCUGAUCUCAGGCAGCUUAAUGCUCCAAAUUUUGUUAGUACUCUGACGUACGGGGACUACAUCUACUUCUUUUUCCGUGAAACUGCUGUUGAGUACAUGAACUGCGGCAAAGUGAUAUAUUCGAGAGUGGCGAGAGUAUGUAAGCAUGACAAAGGAGGACCACAUCAGUCACGUGACCGUUGGACCACAUUUUUAAAAGCAAGACUGAAUUGCUCCGUACCUGGAGAUUAUCCAUUUUAUUUUGAUGAGAUUCAAUCGACUACUAGUGUGAUUGAGGGUAACUAUGGUGGAAAUAAAAAUGCCAAAAUCAUCUACAGUGCGCUUACAACCCCGGAUAAUGCGAUAGGAGGCUCUGCUAUAUGCAUUUUCGACAUGGAAGACGUCCAAAGCGUCUUUCAAGGUCCGUUUAAGCAUCAAGAUAGCAUUAACGCCAAUUGGUUGCCCGUUCCCGAUAAUAAAGUACCGUCUCCUCGACCAGGAGAAUGUGUUCAAGACAGUAGAGUUUUAGCUGAUAAAAAUGUUAACUUCAUAAAGACACAUCCGAUGAUGGAAAAGGCUGUCCCACCUCUCUUUGGACAACCGCUGCUUAUUAGAAUCAGUUUACAUUAUAGGUUUACAGCGGUUACAGUUGAUCCGCAAGUCAGGACUGUCAACGAUGAAACAUACGAUGUCAUUUAUGUUGGAACAGAUGAUGGAAAGAUACUUAAAGUAGUGAACAUCCCCAGUUCGACAGGACCACCACAGGCAGUUGUGAUUUCAGAAAAUGAAAUAUUUUCCAGGAAAACACCUGUAAAACAACUUAGAAUAGCUCCUCGUUAUGGAAGAGUAAUUGCUGUUAGUAAAGCAGAAGUGAAGUUGGUCACUAUAAACCACUGUGAGCACUACAGUCGAUGCAGUGAUUGCUUGGAGCUACGUGAUCCCCACUGCGCUUGGGAUUCGAUAAAAGGGACCUGCGUGAGCGUAGACACUGCGACAUCUUUUAGAUAUUUAAUUCAGGAUAUCAGAAACGGCAGUGCUGUGAGAUGCAGAAUUCAACCAUCAGAUAAUACAAUUACAACCAAAGAAGACAACACAAUCCCCAUUGAUAAGAAUUCUUUAGAUACCGAUAAGGAUUUAAUUGACCCCCUAUUGAACUUAGACACCGAAUCUACUGACUGUAAUGAGGUGGACGGUGAAAAAGUAAAAGGUUGUGCUUCGCAAAGCAAACUUACACUUUACACAUCAGAGUACCUGCAUAUCAUCGUGGCGGUAGCCAGUUUGGCGGGCCUAUUUGUGGGAUUUCUUUGUGGUUAUCUAGUCUCCCGGCGAUUUCACGUGCAUUCGCAAUUCCCUUCUCCGACGUUUAUUGAACAGCACAACCAUUUAGAUAGAUUAACAGUAAAUCAGACUAGUUUUUUAGCACCGAGGACGAAGACGGUUAACCUAGACGUCUUAAACGUCUCAACGGACUCCCUCCCGCCGAAGAAGGAUAAUCUAGGUUCUUUAAAAAACUUAAACAUAACUAAUGAAGGAACUCUGCAGAAAAUAAAAAAAACAUAUAUAUGAUUGUAAAAAUCCUGCUUUAAUUUGUGCAAAAACAUUACAUGAGUACCAAUCAUUAGGUACCUUUAUUUACCACAAUCAUUCAUUCUUUUGCUAAUAAUGGUUCGUUUUUCUUGUACCUGCUAUAAUAUUGAUAGACUGCAUAUUUCUUUGGUAUCUGCAAAGAAUCAAUCCAUGUUUUAAUUAUUGACUUCGAUUAUUUCAUAACAAAAUGUAGUAUUAACAUUAUUUUACUACCAAAAUGAAUAUUUGAAUACCAAUAAAAACAUUCGAAUACAAAUAGAAAUAAUUUGUAUUCGUUUAUUGAAUUUUGUAUUAAAAAGAGUAUUAAUAGUAAAGUAUUCAACUUAAAUGAUAGUAUUCAAUUUGAAUAAAAGUAUUUUUAUUAAAAUACACUUUUUAUUCGCUUACUAAUCAAAGUAGUUGAAGUUACAUACUACAAAUUAAAAAGGUAGCAUCUUUUUAUAAAAUAAACGAAGUCUAUAGAAUUUUUUGCGCAUCUUUCGAAAUAUUUUCGAGCUCAAUGUACAGAUAAUUUUAAGUUCGUAGGUAAUUCGAAAAUCUUGUUUUUAACUUAUAGUUUUUAUUUGCAAACCCCGAUAACGAUGAUUUAAGGUAAUAAUUGUUAAAUGACUAGCAGCUAAAUAAUUAUUAAACAAUUAAGUGGAUGGUUUAGGCUCAAACACCGUUAUGAUAUUCUACUUCUUUGUGCUGAUUAUUGCUACGUUUGAAAUGUACCUCAUCGAGCAGAGCGAGUAGAUUUUUUGGUCACGUGACAUCGAGCAAACCAUAUCAAUGGAGCAAACGGAACAAAAAGGGCGGUAUCGAGUAAAAAAAGCAAAACUAGGUACUUUUCAAACGCAGCAUAAGUUGGAGGCAAAUGCGCGCCAAUAAGAACUGCCGGAUAUAUUGAUUUAGUCUUUUGAACGUUUCAAAUUUGAUGUAUGAUUGCAGGCAUUAUCAUUUUUUGAACAAUAUUUUACACACUUUGUUCUGGGAUUUAACGUAUGUAAUUCUUACAGUUAUCAGAAGAUAAUAAUUUCGUAAAGAAAAGCUGUGUACUAAUUAUUAGAUUCGCUUGUGUUGAUUUCAAAAAAUUCAUUAAUCUUUGUUAAAUAGGACCCCUAGUAAUUCCUUCUUUUAUCUUCAUAUUAGCAUCUUUCUGGACAAAUUAAACAGGUUAGUUGCUCCAUAAAACAUCUAGUGUAGGAAUUUGUUGUAAUUGUACAAUUCUUUAGUUAAUUGGGCGAUUCUGUGGGAGCUCGGUUUUUUUUCUAUCAUUAAGAAGAAUAGACCAAAGAAAGGUUUUCAUCAAACUAAUCAUUCCACUUGUUCCUUAUUUGACUUGUCGUGCUAGAACUAAAAUUUAUUUGUCUAGAAAAGUGUUUUUCCUUAUUGAUUCUCACUGGUUUAUUUUUGAGAAUAUUGGUGAAAUAAUAAACUUGCAUUAGACGUUAAUGAUUAGUAAUCGAAUAUGUUAAAAACUUGUUGAAAUGCCUAUUAUCAAAUAAUACAAAAUUGCAACGUUAAAAAAAUUAGACAAAAUCUUUAUCCGAACUUACUUUGAUCAGUAUAAAAUUUGAAACGUAUGAAAUUGUUUUCGUGCUACUUCUUGGAAACAUUAAAGAAUUCAUAUAUUUUGAUACUGUUGUAUACAAAAAAAUUCAACAAAGUGGUGUUUGAACUAAAAAAUAAAUGUGAUAAAAUAUCGAGCUUUUGCAGUAAAAUAUCACUAGGUAAAAUGAAAAUAUUACCUCAAAAUUUUGACCCCAUGUACAUUAUUUUUUAAGUAUAUUUUAGUAAAACGAAAUAUGUCCGAUUAGUUGUAUUUGUCAGGAGGCUAAACUUUUUAGAAGUAAUUUACAUGCGUCUCGAAUAAUUUUUAACUGUGUUUCUGUCAUUGCAAGAAUUUUUUAUAUUAUUUAGUUCGUAUUACAAAAUAUUUAUGUAUAACAAUCAGUUUAGAUGUAAUUUACUGAAGUUAUUUUGGUAUUUUUUGUAAAUAUUUUAGUCGAAAAUCUUUCAAUGACUAGAAAACAGAAGAUGUACAUUUUUUAUAAAAUUUUAUCUUUCUAUAGUAUUAAGUUGAUUACAAUUAUGUAGAUUUAUGUUUUUAAAUUUUAUUAAGCAAAACAAAGGUCCGUACUUUUGUAUUCUCUAUGCAAAUUGAAUCUCAAUCAUUUUUAUCUAAAGUCUAUUAAAUACUUUUUAUCCUGCUUGUCGUUUGUAGGCAAUUUUUUGAUGUAUUUAUACUCAUUGCAAUUUUCCAAUCAUUUUUUGUUAAUUAAAAUAGAUAAGCUCAAUAAUUUGUAACUGUACAUAAUAUUGUCUUUCUGUAGUUGUUCAUGUAAGUAAUUUGUGUUUGGCUGUGACCUUCGAAAAUUGUUUGCCUAUUAAUUAAAUAAUAGAUUUCUGAUAUCAUUUUAAGUACCUUCAUGUAAUCAAAAUACUCUAUAGUUAUAUUAUGACAUUGUCUCAAAUUUUGUAAAGUACAUUAUAUUUCUGUCUUGAAUACAUAUACAUGAUUAUACAUUCCAGUCCAUAAAUAGUUG
Molecule: messenger RNA, 5054 nt
Organism: Psylliodes chrysocephalus
Lineage: Eukaryota; Metazoa; Arthropoda; Insecta; Coleoptera; Chrysomelidae
Source: the annotation of a GenBank genome assembly